GAUGGAAAAAAAUGAGGCUGAGAUGUAUGACUACUAACUAGUUGCAGAGUCCGUCUUCUGGCUUCCAGGUUAGUGUGUGUGUGCUCGUUUUUUAACUAUACCAAAUGCAGUCAGGAUUUUUUUUUUUUAAUCUAAUUUUUGCUUGCACAUCAAGAAAGGAUGGUCUUUUUAAUAAAUAUGGGGCACAUGUUCUCAGGACCUCCUGGGGCUGUGUCACAGAAAUAAUAAAUAUUAAAAAUAAAAAUUAUAAUUGUAUUUUCCAUUUCCAGGGUGACAGAGUUACGGGAAACAUAUCUCUAAAUCAUAAUAUCCUCUCAUGUUCUUGACACAUGUAAGAGCAUUAAGAGAUGGACACAUAGGGUAAAUAUUAAUCAGUUUUAGGAUGAGGACAGCAAGAUGAAAUUACUUGUUCGUUAAACUUAUUAAGCUAAUUCUAACAUUACUGCAUGGUUACUGUAUGCCAGUUACUGUUCAGAUGCUUUACCUAUAUUAACUCAUUUAAUCUUCACAGUUAAUGAUGUAUAGAUGCCAUUAUUUAACCUAGUUUUAGGAAUAAGGGAACAGAAAAGCAAAGAGAUGAAGUAGAUUGCUCCAGAGGCUCACACAGUGGCAUUUAGGCAUUCUGACUGGAGCCUAGUCCUUUUAAAAAAUGUAUUGUUAUAUCAGUUACACACAUUUUUGGGGUACAUGUGCUAUUUUGGAACAUGUAUGCAAUACGUAAUGAUCAAAUCAGGGUAAUUGGGAUAUCUGUCACCUCAAACAUUUAUCUUCAGCUCUAAAAGAGUGGUAGAGAGUUGUAGUUGGGUCUUGUGAGUUCAAGUCCAAUGUGUUCUGUACUGUAUUGUCUCUGACCAUGAAAAUAAAUACUGCCUGAUCCCAACAGUGUGGUUAUAUGAACGACCAAGUGAUCAAAAGAUAAACUAUGGAAACAAAGCAGAAGUUAGUCUCCCAAAAAUGAAACCAUAGGAAAAUAGGCCAAAGGUUUUUGUAAUCCACUAGGUUGGUAGAAGGGUUAUGCUAUUGAAGGAUAAUAACACUUCACCUUUUCUUAGUUAUAAAUGAACUUUUCUUAUCCAUCUAGCCCAUUCCUCAGACUCCAUAUUAUCAGAGAGAAAGGAAGAAACAGAAAAGAGGACCCCUUUUUGAGUUUAGCUCUCCUGAACACACACAGGAUGAGUUCAGAAGUUCAUAUGACACAGGGCAUUGAGAGUGAGCUCCUUGCCUGGUUCCUCACCCGAGAAGAGACCGGCCCAGGUCCAUCUCUCCUGAGUAGGAAAGGCUCAGCUUUCUGAAGAGAUUUCUACCUGGGCACAGGCUGCCUUGGGCGCAGGGCCUGGCUGUCUGAGGAUUCAUGAAUAAAAUUUUCCAUCCCAACAUUGAUGAAGCGUCAGGAACUGUGUGUCUAGAUGUAAUUAAUCAAACUUGGACAGCUCUCUAUGAUCUUACCAAUAUAUUUGAGUCCUUCCUGCCCCAGUUGUUGGCCUAUCCUAACCCCAUAGAUCCUCUCAAUGGUGACGCUGCAGCCAUGUACCUCCACCGACCAGAAGAAUACAAGCAGAAAAUUAAAGAGUACAUCCAGAAAUAUGCCACGGAGGAGGCACUGAAAGAACAGGAAGAGGGCACCGGGGACAGCUCAUCGGAGAGCUCUAUGUCUGACUUUUCCGAAGAUGAGGCCCAGGAUAUGGAGUUGUAGUAGAAAAAGCACCUGCUUUUCAGAAAGACUAUUAUUUCCUAACCAUGAGAAGCAGACUAUAAUAUUCAUAUUUAAACAAAGCAAUUUUUUUUAUUACUAAACAAGGUUUUUAUGAAUAAUAGCAUUGAUAUAUAUAUAUUAUAUAUCACCCUUUAGAUCUUGAUUUCUUGGUCAUUUCUCAACCUGAGGUGCAUAGCAUAUUCCCACAUUCCAUUUGGUAGCAAUAUGCGGUCCGAAUGCAUGCAUUCAUGAGUCCAUGUGGCCAAGUCAGCCUGUGUGCUACUGAACUGUCAAAGGAAAUAGCCGCUCUGAUAGGUAGACAUGAGUAAAAAGAACAGGAAAAAAUCGCUUCUUGUAUUGAUGGUUCCAAAGAAACAAACCAAACCAACCAGCUCUUGGAUGUGAAGAUAAAAUAGUGCUUUUUCAAAAUGGAAAGGAAAAACUUGGGGAGGAAGAGGCCUGCUGUGGGGGCAUUAGAGCCAGCCACAUAAGAAUCAGAGCCGCUCCUUCCUGUGAAUCCUAGGUGGCCCUAUGUCUUCUGUGGAGUUACAGUAUAUAAAACAGGGAGUUAAUUAGAGUAUUAAAACGUAAAACCAUUUUUUUGACUCUGAUUUUAAGUACAUUUUUAUAUGUCAGUUCCUGCCCUUCACACUACCAGGCCCUGCAGCCACAGUGUUCUGUUGGAGAAACUUGGAGAAGUAUUUUCUGAACCGGUUCUUUUUCUUGGGGUAGAACUUGUAAUCCAGACCUGUUUUUGAAAGGACAGCACAGGAGGAGAAAAGUGACUGGGACGAUGCUUCCUCUCAUCCAAAACACAUGCAGAGUCACAUCCUCGUCCUAGUGUUUGGCAGUUUGAGACCGCUACCCUGAACUUACGAGCUUUAAAUAAGAGGGUUGUAUUUUCGGGGGGUUAUUUUUUUUUUGGUGUGUGUGUGUGUGUUGUGCUUAGAAAGGUUGCAGAUUUCAUCUUCACCUACCAAGAGGCGGCUGCCUCCUUGGACAAGCCGCUCAUGGACCAUUAGACUUGAGAAGAAGACCCAUGUGGUAAUGCAAAGCCCUGGGUACUUGGGUGUUUUGGUUUGGUUUUCCCUUUUUCUGCUGCUCUUGGCAGCAGCCUGGUCAUCAUCUGCUUGUGGGAGUGGGAAAUGGGUAUUUUAGACCCAACACAGGUUCCAAAUUUAAAACGAAUAAUAAUUGGAACAAAUAAAGGUUUUUGUACCCAGAGUGAUUCUACAUGGGAAAAACAAACCAACUUUUUUCAGAGAGUGACCGAAUAGGAAGAAGGGAUUCAGAAAUACAAUGUUGUAGAACAUGCCUUGCAGGAAGAAAAUGUUUUCUCUCCUGUGUAUGUUAAGAGGAAAUCAGUUUAAAAUGCCUGCUAAUCAAAUGUCGACUCAGCUAACCAUAUGUCCAGGUUGCUGCAGAGUUUCUUUCAAAUCUCAGUGUUGCCUGCUGAACUUGGAGGGGAGUUUGGAGAAAUUUUAGACAGCAGCUCUGUAUUUUUUUGCCGCAGCCAAUAAGAUAAUAGCAGAAUUAGCCAAUCCUAAAACCUUCUAAAGACGAUUUUUGAGCAUCCCACUGGGAUUAUUUAAUUUUUCUUUUUGACGUGUGUUUUUAGUUUAGAAGUGCUGUAUUCCACAAGGUUUAAGUCAGUGAGGUUGGAAGAUACCCUCUCUUUUUUUAUUCAAAAAGCACAAUCAAUCUUUUCUUUGAAAAUCUAUAUAAAGUACAACUUGCUUUUAGCAUGAUUAUUUUCCUAAAUAAAAAGACAAAGAAUUUACUUUACAUUUAUGUUAAUUACGGGCAUGAAGCAAAAGGUUUUCUUUAAAAAAAAAAAAAAAAAAAGUGCAGUGAUGUAGGGCUGUGGUUAGUUAACCGUACUGAGUUAUCCAUCUAGCAUCUGUGGCUUGCUGGAAGGGUAGUAUUAACUAUUUAACAUGUAAUGGUGUACUUCACUCUUACCUAGCACGCUGUCUUCUCAUUGCUUUGGGGGAGGGAGGGUCUCUGCUGGCACUGUCUAACUUGCUUACCUGCUGACUUUGCAGUUUGCUUGUGCUAUGACAUUUAUUGUAGGUGCUAUUUAGGGUAGGCUUAAAGUGCUGGGUGGUGAUUUGAGUUCAAACAAUAAAAAAUUGUAUUUUUUCAAUAUUGUAUAAACAAUAGUGUUCUAAUUACCUUAAAAAAAAUAAUGACCAGUUAAGAAUUGCUUUUGAUCUUGUCAAAAAACCGAGUAGACCCCAGUUUUGGGAAGGUGUGUGAGCAGUGUCAUGGCUCUGCCCCUUACCUAAUCCCACAUCUCUCUAAUGAUAAGACAUUGGCUCACCUCUGACCAGAGCCCCAGCACCAGAGAGCGGAAGGUGCAGAAUUGUCAAAUGACCUACUGGGGGAGGUUGUAGGAGUUAAGCAGAUUUGAGUGUGGCUGCAGAGUGUGUGUGUGUGUGUAUAUGUGUGCACACGUGCGAAGAGAGUGUGAGCGAGAGAGUGUCCAUCUAAGUCUGUAUGAUGAAGGUGGGAUAAGGCUCCUCUCUUAGCGCUGGAAGCUCCUGUAAUUGCCGCAUAGAUCCCACUAUGUCCUCUUGCUCUGUGCAAGUCUGUCCUGUCCGGGCACCAACCUUGGUCCCAUGCAUGUUUACAUUCUGGGUGGGGCUUCGCCUCUCCGCUGGGAAACUGACUUUUGCUGGGUUGAACAGAGUCUCUUCUCAUGCUUUUUGUCCCUUCCCUGCGCCUGGGAGAGGUGUGAGUAGGAACCCAAAACAUACAGGUACAGAAAGAUCUGGAAGAAGGCCUGGCAGUAAAUCUGAGGACUCUGGGCCCCCUACAAUAGAUGGUAGCGUAAGUCUGGAGCAGGGGUGUUUCACCACCAGAUGCCUUUCCAGGCUGCCCUUCCAACACUCAGAAGAGCAUCCAGAUCCCUGGGCAGAGGCUGUACAUUCUUGGCUUUAGAGGUGGUGGCAGCGGCAGCAGGUCAGAGCCACUUCUGGCGGUUUCCCUCCCCUUUUUAGUGCUUUAGUGCCCAUAGUUUUUGGAUCCUCAUGUUUUACCAGCACAAGCCAUUCUUCGCCCCUGUUCGCAUAACUGAGCUCAAGCUCUUGCCAAACACCAACAAGCAAGAUGGUUGCAACCUGGCAACAUUGAAUCCACCGCCCUUAGGCUCCCUCUGGAAGCCCCAGCACCGGGGGCUUAUGGGCACAGGGUCAGUGGUGGCCAUCCUGGACACUGGCAUUUGGCUUUGUCUUCAAUCUCAUCACCCUCCUUGAGGUUACUGUGCAGUUUCAACCAGCAUUUUAUAUUAGUGAGGUCAUUAUCAGGAGUUGCCAUAUCAUCUCUCCAGUACCUAACAUUUCUCAUCCUCUUCAAAAGCUGUUCUGACUGCCAGCUGGCUGAUCUAAGCUCCUGAGGAAUGUCUCCUCUCAAAGGCAUUUUUCCCUCCAAAGGCCCCCAGAAGUCCUAGUUGGCAUUGGCCUGGCACAUGCUUUAUAUUAGGCCUCCCGUUGGGAUGGCUGAGAAUCAUGAAAGACAGAUCCUCUGCUAGCCUCAAUGGGUCGUUUCUAGACACCAAGUCUCUGGGAACUAGUGUUUGAUUUUAAAUGGCAUAUGGCCCAUCCUUGUUUCAGUGACUUAGAAAAGUAAAAGCCACUUACAAAAGUUAGCAAGAUUUUUUAUCGACUUCCCACCUGGGCUCCUAGCCUUGUUGAAUGAAAUCAAAUAUCUCUGAUUGGGCACAACGAACUGCAUUUCUUUGGACUUCCGAAUCCAUGUUUGUGCUUUCUCUGGCCCCUUAACACCUCAGCGAUUCUGUUAGGGAUGGGAUGAGUGGGAGGAAGCCCUUUGAGAAGGGGGAAUCGGCCCUCUGGUGCGCAGGUUUUCCACUCAUCUGAGGAAGGGCCAGGGCUCUGAACUUAGCCAAACACUCAUCUUGGCUGUGGGCUUGGGAAGAAAUGGCCAUUAUUUAUGGAUUGUAUUUGGUACAUAUUGUGUGAUACUUGAAAAGAUAAAAGGGACUGCCAGCCCGUAACUGAAAUCUGAAGCUUUUUAUCGCUUAUUUUUCCUUGCCCUGUCUCCUCCCUUCCACCUUUCUUCUUGCAUUGUGAUGAUCUAGUAGGCAUGUCUGUCAACAGGACACAUGCCUUCUCUGACUAUAACCUCUUAAUAGUUGUGUAUAAUGAAAACUGUAAACUUUUUUAAAUAAACGUGUAUAUACCUUGGCAA
Cercocebus atys (sooty mangabey) is the source of this 5902-nucleotide messenger RNA. RefSeq names its product ubiquitin-conjugating enzyme E2H (gene UBE2H). The transcript is spliced from 5 exons. Gene Ontology annotation, biological process: ubiquitin-dependent protein catabolic process; protein polyubiquitination; protein sumoylation. Bases 1352 to 1693 code for a protein of 113 amino acids. Gene Ontology annotation, molecular function: SUMO conjugating enzyme activity; ubiquitin conjugating enzyme activity. Lineage: Eukaryota; Metazoa; Chordata; Mammalia; Primates; Cercopithecidae. The record is from RefSeq and is a predicted model, not a curated record. Gene Ontology annotation, cellular component: nucleus.